AUUCUGUUUCGUAAUAUAAAGUUAUUAUUACAUUCGACUUCUUAUCUGAAUCAAGUUGCAAGUUGUCAUGUAUAAAGAUACAUAAAUUAUAAUUUUGUAAGAGGUUAUCCCUCGCCUGAAAAUAUUGAUUACAACAAUCGUUGAACGUAUUCACGGAUGUAUACUGCAAUUUUAGUAACACAAUGUCACAAGAAAAACCGUGUCGUGCAUGCAUGGAUUUUAAAUCGUGGGCAAAAAGUCAAAAAAAAGCUUUGGAAUCUGAAAAGGACUCUGAAGAAAAGAAGAAGAAAAGUUUGUCUGUAAAUAAUGUUAAACGUAAUGAUUGUCCAUUAGAUAAAGAUGAAUUAGGUUCAAGAACAUGGUCAUUUUUACAUACCAUGGCAGCAUAUUAUCCUAAUAAUCCAAGUGAUGAGCAAAAGUCUGAUAUGAAAAAGUUUUUUCAUAUAUUUUCCACGUUUUAUCCUUGCAAUGUAUGUGCAGAAGAUUUACAGGAACAAUUAAAACAAUUUCCUCCGCAAACUGAUUCACAGAAACAUUUGAGUCAAUGGCUUUGCAACAUACAUAAUGAGGUAAAUAAAAAACUUGGAAAACCAGAGUUUGAUUGUAAACUUGUUGAUCAAAGGUGGAAAGACGGUUGGCUUGAUGGUUCAUGUGACUGAUGAUUAUUAAUUUUGAUUGUUAACUUUUUAA
Messenger RNA from Eufriesea mexicana, 690 nucleotides. RefSeq names its product Evr1_Alr domain-containing protein Alr (gene Alr). NCBI's taxonomy places the organism in Eukaryota, Metazoa, Arthropoda, Insecta, Hymenoptera, Apidae. Bases 183 to 659 code for a protein of 158 amino acids. Gene Ontology annotation, biological process: liver development. Gene Ontology annotation, molecular function: flavin-dependent sulfhydryl oxidase activity; flavin adenine dinucleotide binding. The record is from RefSeq and is a predicted model, not a curated record. The transcript has 3 exons. Gene Ontology annotation, cellular component: mitochondrion.